AUAAAAUAUUAGAAUUAGGAUUUUUCACAAACUAAAUAAAAAAUCAAGAAAUUUGUGCCUUAUUCUUUUCUUUAUGUGUAAAUAAAAUAUUACUCAUAGCUAAAAAAUGUUUGGGUGUUUUUUUGUGUUCAGUAGUAAGAAUAAAUUAAAAAGAUUAUUACUAUUAUUUUGGCAAAUCAUUAGAAUAAUAAAUGCAGAAACAUCAUUAGACUUAGGAGAUGAUUAUUCGUACAUAGGAUGCUUAGAGGAGAAUAUGCAAUUAUUACAGCAAACUGCGUUUGCAGGAAGUGUAAACCAAUGUAUUGAAAUUUGUGAGCAUACAUUUUUCCGGUAUGCAGUUUUAUCCCCUGGAGAUAAAUGUACAUGUAGUAAUCAUUUAGAUGCUGCCGAGUUAGAUAGAAGUCUAUGUAAUACACGAUGCAGUAGAAGAAAAAAUCAAAUAUGUGGGGGUGUUGGGGCUCAAAGCUAUUAUACAACUGGCUUGGCAGGUUUUCCAAAAGAUUUGCGAAUCACUAAUAAAUCAGAAAACAGUAUUGAAGUCAGGUGGACAAAAUCUAGUCAACAAGAGCAAGUAACUAGUUUUAUAAUAAAAGCUGUUGUUAUUAAAACAUUUGCGACAUACGCAAUUCUAAACAAAUUAGAAUGGACUGUGGAUCGAAACGAAGAUCAUUUCGAACUGAAUAGCUUACAUCCAGGAACAGAAUACAACAUAUCUGUAAACGCCUUAUGUGUUUCUGAAGAUUGCGGUAGCGAUUUCGUUAUUGGAGAAACUGACAUUGGAGAUCCAGAUCCUCUUCCACGUGAACCGAAAAUUGUUAAUCGAACAGAGACAACAUUGACAGUUGAAUUGUUACCUUCUAUUAAUAAUAAUGGCCCAAUUUCAUUUUACCGUAUUGUAGUCCAAUUUGUUGAUGAUAUUAUUAACCAACAAUUUAACGAGGAAUUGUUAGGAAACUACAAUAGAUCUCGUUUAGAUGGAAUACCUUAUUACAUUACAGCGGAGUUAAGAUUUUCUAAUAUGUCUCAAGAUUUCCAUGUUGGCGACGGUUUCUUUUAUAGAAGAUUUUAUAAUGCGCCGUUGCCUCCAAAAGCUCAUGUUCACAUAAUUUUAGGAAUUGUAAGUUCUUAUAACGGAAUUACAAAAAUUAAAUAUGCUCAAGCCACUCACGAACAGCACAAUCCUUUAGGAAUAAUUUUUUAUGAUAUGAUAGAUGACCAACAACCGUCACAAUUCGCACUAAUCGUUGCUUGUAUAAUAUUUGGAAUUUUGGUGAUUUUUAGUAUUUUGGCUUAUGGAAUACUGCAUUACAACACCCGAAAUCGAAGACAAAGAUUAUCCGAUACUCACGAAUUAACAGUCCAAACUCCGACACUUGAAGUGGAAAAUAGCGCUUUUACAUCAGAUGAAUACAGUAGGGGCAAUUUCAAAACGCAGCUUAAUGGAAUGAUAGAUCAUUUGGAUAGUUCACAAAAAUUUCCCAGAAAUGCAUUGCGACUAAAUGUUAACAACGUUAUUGGAAAGGGAAAAUUUGGAGAGCUUGUUACUGGGAAGCUUUACACUGAUGUGGAUACGUACAACUGUCAAGUACAUGUGAUAUGCGAUGACAUGGAAACUGAAACACAGAGUAUUUUCCUUAAAGAGUUCAGUCAAAUUAUCAAUUUAAUGCCACAUGAUAAAUUUUUAAACUUUUAUGGAAUAAGUGCUACUCCAGAUUGGUUUUAUAUUAUUUUUGAAAAUUUACCUUUGACAUUAAAAACUAAAUUAGUUGAAAGUCGGAUACCGUAUAACAUGGAUAAUCAUCGUUUUUCGGGUUUCUCUGAGGAAUUGGCAAUUCGAUGGAUAUAUGAAAUUGCAACAGCCAUGGAAUAUUUAGAAGUUAACAAAGUGGUUCAUAAAAAGCUAAGUUCAUAUAGUAUAUUUUUAACAGAAAAUGACAAAAUCAAAGUAAGCUUGUUUGGAGCAACAAAAAACAAUGAUGCAGGAAAAUCUAUCGAUAUUAUACGUUGGAUGGCUCCUGAAGUAAUUAGAUUUCAACAUUAUUCUAUAAAAGGCGACGUUUGGUCAUUUGCUUGUGUAGCAUGGGAAAUAUGUACUCUUGGAGCGACUCUAUAUGCAAAUGUAGUAUCCGGAGAUCUUUUUACCCAAAUCAAAAAUGGGUUGAGACCUGAACAACCAUCAUUUAUAUUUAAUGAUCUAUAUCAGUUAUUUUUAAAUUGCUGGCAAGUUGAACCAAAUGAAAGACCUGAGUUUGAAGAAAUCGCUUUUAAUAUUCGUCAAAUAUUAACAUCUCCAAGACACGCUUUGUCUUACGAUAGACAAGAAGGAUUAACAAUUCCAUAUUACUUACCACUGUUAGAAAUACAAAAUUAUGAGUAACAUAAAAAUAUUAUGAUUUGAAGUCUCCGCAUUCAAAAUUCAAAAAAAAAAUUGUUUAGAAAAUUUUUUUUUUCAAUAUUGUAUAUAUGUUUGUGUGCACAUAU
This is a messenger RNA of Condylostylus longicornis, 2481 nucleotides long. It is a transcript of the gene Wsck, whose product is annotated as putative inactive tyrosine-protein kinase Wsck. The coding region runs from base 107 to 2377 and encodes 756 amino acids. Gene Ontology annotation, molecular function: protein binding; protein tyrosine kinase activity; ATP binding. Gene Ontology annotation, biological process: protein phosphorylation. Lineage: Eukaryota; Metazoa; Arthropoda; Insecta; Diptera; Dolichopodidae. The record is from RefSeq and is a predicted model, not a curated record. The transcript has 9 exons.